This is a messenger RNA of Rotaria sp. Silwood2, 330 nucleotides long. Lineage: Eukaryota; Metazoa; Rotifera; Eurotatoria; Philodinida; Philodinidae. The record is from the annotation of a GenBank genome assembly.
AUGCAUCCAUGGUGCGAUAAUUAUAAGAGUUUAUUUGUCAAAGGAACAUAUCAUUUUUCACCUAUAGAAAUUCGUCAUCUCACGAAUCAAAUAGCUGAAAUCGUUUCAAACAAACAACAUUGUCGAUCAUAUGUCGAUCUUCUACAACCAAUUAAUGUAUCCAUUCCGAUUUCUCAACCACCAUUUCCAACCAUCGACCUAAUCGUUCCUCAUCCGACAGAUUUAAAAAAUAAACAGCAAAAACAUUUUUGCAAACUUCAUCCCGAGGAAAAUCGUAAUCGUCGCCGCAAGAAACGUCUCAAUCCCAAUGACGAACUAAAACCAACCUAA